AUGAAGGUGAUCGCAGCGGUUUUGUUGUGUAUUUUGAUUAACUAUAACCAGGCCAUUUCACGGUACCAGAGCAACGAGACCAUCUUCGCCUGCUGCACUUCGGAUAAGGACUACAACAGGACGCCUGACCAAAUCCCUCGCGAAGAUUCUAGUUUGCUUCCCGAUCGGUCCAUCUGUGGUGGUGCAUCUGUGCACACGCAAUUCCCCUGGUUGGUGGUAUUAGAGUACCAUAUUCCAAAGAGAAAGAUUGUGAUCAAUUUCUGCACGGGAUCACUGAUCAAUCACCGAUAUGUUCUAACAGCAGCUCGAUGCCUGUCGAAAUCUUUCGGAAACCUAGUCUCUGUGAUAUUGGGAGAGCACGGCACUAUUGCCGCAGAGGAUUGCCGCAAUGGAAGCUUGGAAUGCAAUGGAAUGCAGCGAGUUGAGGUCGAGGAUAUCCACAUACAUGAAAACUACACACGCGGCUUUUCAGAGUAUGACAUUGGUCUGAUCCGCUUACAGAGGGAGGUCGCCUAUACGCCAAACAUUCGACCUGUUUGCUUGCCCUCGACUGUGGGUGUGCAACAUUGGAAAUCCCACCAGGAGUUUACCGGGGCAGCAUGGGUAGCGAACCAGACUCAGAUUGGUAGCCUCGUCCAGCUGAAAUUUGAAGCCACCGGCGUGGAUUUGGACAGCUGUCGUUCCGAAAUCCCCCCUUGGAAUACACUGCAAGAAUCCCAUUUGUGCGCCAUUGGUCCGAAGGAGGUCGAUGGCUGCAUUUGGAGCUCCGGAGGACCACUGAUGGCAUUCCAAGAGGGCGUUUGGGUCGUUGGGGGCAUAGCUACCUUUGGUUUGAUUUGCAUACCCAACAUAACUGAUUUCUACACAAAUGUUAUUUACUUGGAAAGCUGGAUCAAGCAGACUAUACGACCAUAA
Messenger RNA from Drosophila erecta, 915 nucleotides. RefSeq names its product spaetzle-processing enzyme. NCBI's taxonomy places the organism in Eukaryota, Metazoa, Arthropoda, Insecta, Diptera, Drosophilidae. The transcript has 3 exons. Bases 1 to 915 code for a protein of 304 amino acids. Gene Ontology annotation, molecular function: serine-type endopeptidase activity. The record is from RefSeq and is a predicted model, not a curated record. Gene Ontology annotation, biological process: proteolysis.